GGGCAGGGGGGCCGGUUUGUUGUGGUCGCCAUUUUGCUGGUUGCAUUACUGGGUAAUCGGGGCCCUGGCUCGCCGCGUCCACCGGACACCCUCAGCCAGUGGGCAGGUCUGAGCUCGGGCUCCCCGAGCAGUUUGAAUCCCCUUACCCACGCCCUCAGGUCUCAGCGGCGGUGGCAGCCGAGGUGCAGGAUGCGAGAAGGCGCCCCCCCGCCGGGCUCCCGCUCCAGGCCUCACACCCCUGCGGCCCUCUGAGCCCACCAUGGCCGUCCCACCAGGCCAUGGUCCCUUCUCUGGCUUUCCGGGGCCCCAGGAACACACACAGGUAUUGCCUGAUGUGCGGUUACUGCCCCGGAGGCUUCCCCUGGCCUUCCGGGAUGCGGCCUCAGCCCCGCUGCGCAAGCUCUCGGUGGACCUCAUCAAGACCUACAAGCACAUCAAUGAGGUAUACUAUGCGAAGAAGAAGCGGCGGGCCCAACAGGCGCCACCCCAGGACUCGAGCACCAAGAAGGAGAAGAAGGUCCUGAACCACGGUUAUGACGACGACAACCACGACUACAUUGUGCGCAGUGGCGAGCGCUGGCUAGAGCGCUAUGAGAUUGACUCUCUUAUUGGCAAAGGCUCCUUUGGCCAGGUGGUGAAAGCGUAUGACCACCAGACUCAGGAGCUGGUGGCCAUCAAGAUCAUCAAGAACAAAAAGGCCUUCCUGAACCAGGCGCAGAUUGAGCUGCGGCUGCUGGAGCUGAUGAACCGGCAUGACACGGAGAUGAAGUACUACAUAGUGCACCUUAAGCGGCACUUCAUGUUCCGGAAUCACUUGUGCCUGGUGUUUGAGCUGCUGUCCUACAACCUGUAUGACCUCCUCCGCAACACGCACUUCCGAGGAGUCUCGCUGAACCUGACGAGGAAGCUGGCCCAGCAGCUCUGUACAGCUCUGCUCUUUCUGGCCACCCCCGAGCUCAGUAUCAUCCACUGCGACCUCAAGCCUGAGAACAUCCUGCUUUGCAACCCUAAGCGCAGCGCCAUCAAGAUCGUGGACUUUGGCAGCUCCUGCCAGCUUGGCCAGCGGAUCUACCAGUAUAUCCAGAGCCGCUUCUACCGCUCACCCGAGGUGCUCCUGGGUACACCCUAUGACCUGGCCAUCGACAUGUGGUCCCUGGGCUGCAUCCUUGUGGAAAUGCACACCGGAGAGCCCCUCUUCAGUGGCUCGAAUGAGGUGGACCAGAUGAGCCGGAUUGUGGAGGUGUUGGGCAUCCCUCCCGCACCCAUGCUGGAACAGGCACCCAAGGCUCGCAAGUACUUUGAGCGGCUGCCUGGGGGUGGCUGGACCCUACGAAGGACAAAGGAACUCAGGAAGGAUUACCAGGGCCCUGGGACACGGCGGCUGCAGGAGGUGCUGGGCGUGCAGACGGGCGGGCCCGGGGGCCGGCGGGCGGGGGAGCCGGGCCACAGCCCCGCCGACUACCUCCGCUUCCAGGACCUGGUGCUGCGCAUGCUGGAGUAUGAGCCGGCCGCCCGCAUCAGCCCUCUGGGCGCGCUGCAGCAUGGCUUCUUCCGCCGCACGGCCGACGAGGCCACCAACACGGGCCCGGCAGGCAGCAGUGCCUCCACCUCGCCGGCGCCCCUUGACACCUGCCCCUCCUCUAGCACCGCCAGCUCCAUCUCCAGCUCUGGAGGCUCCAGUGGCUCCUCCAGCGACAACAGGGCCUACCGCUACAGCAACCGAUAUUGUGGGGGCCCAGGGCCCCCCAUCACUGACUGUGAGAUGAACAGCCCCCAGGUCCUACCGUCCCAGCCUCUGCGCCCCUGGGCAGGCGGUGAUGUGCCCCACAAGACACAUCAGGCCCCCACCUCUGCCUCAACAGUGCCGGGGACCGGGGCCCAGUUACCCCCACAACCCCGAUGCCUUGGACGACCCCCAUCACCAACAUCACCACCGCCCCCAGAGUUGAUGGAUGUGAGCCUGGUGGGCAGCCCUCCGGACUGCUCUCCACCUCAUCCAGCUCCUGCCCCCCAGCACCCGGCUGCCUCAGCCCUCCGGACUCGGAUGACGGGAGGUCGACCACCUCUCCCACCCCCUGAUGACCCUGCCAGUCUGGGGCCUCGCCUGGGUCUCCAUGGUGUACCCCAGAGCACAGCAGCCAGCUCAUGACCCUGCCCCCUCCCUGGGGCCCCUCCUGAAGCCAUACCCCCCCAUCUGGGGGCCCUGGGCUCCCAUCCUCAUCUCUCCCCUUGACUGGACUUGCUGCUACCCAGCUGGGGUGGGUGAGGCCUGCACUGACUGGGGCCCAGGGCAGGGGAUCAAGGGAGAGGAGUUUGGCCACACCCUUCCCACUAAGACUGGACCCUUGGUCCCCCUCCCCCCCUUGUUUUCUAUUUAUUGUACCAAAGACAGUGGUGGUCCGGUAGAGGGGAGAGUCCCCCUUACCCAGGGCCCUAGGAGGGGGUGGGGGCAGGUAGGGGGAGAUGGCCUUGCUCCUCCUCGCUGUACCCCCCAGUAAAAAGCUUUCUCACAUGCCUGCCUGAGCGUUUGCAGGGCCUUGGUUCCCUCCCCUGACCCUCAGAGGCAUGGUGGGGAAGGUUGUCUGGGGAAGGGCUGCUUUGUGAUGUGGGUCUAGCCCUCCUGGUGACAUCAUAGUUGUUGGUGCAGGCGUGGGGCAGCAGGAGUUUGAUGGGCUGAGAAACCUGGAUACAAGAACCCUGGCCCAUAUUUGCCUUUUCCAGGGUAAAGGCCUCCCGGCCUAUUGCUAGGAAUUGUGAUGGUCUACCCUCAUCGGUCAGGGUUUCCAGAGUCCACACAGAAGUGGCUCUUUUUUUGUCAGGCAGGCAUCCGGUAGGUUGUGGAUGUAUUUGGCAGGCCUUCUUAGGUACCAUCGGGGGAGCAGACAGUGGGUACAGAUUUUAUCCCACCCAUGUCCAGCCCCACUCUGCGGUCAUUGCCAGUAUUGAGAUUCUCGGGCAAAAGAUGCUCCCUGACCUCCAGGUAAGUGAUUUUUUUUUUUGUUUGUUUCCAUGGCAAUUUGGAACCACCUGUCUCCCAACCAGUUUGUAAGAAUCACCGGGUUCUCGCACAAGGGGGGGUUGCGGUGCUGAUUCCUGGGAGAUGGAGUUCUACAAGGCCAGCUCUUUGCUCACUUUUCUUGAGAACUACAAAGCCCAGAAGUCUCUGCACACAUGGCUGGGGAUUGGUGUUCGGGUAUCCUCAGAAGUUGAGGCAGGUGAAAGUCUGUGGCAUCCUCCUCAUUGGUCUUCUGCCCUCACCAUUUCUCCCCAUGUAACCAAAGAGACUCUGAGCACCUAUUUUCCCUCCCGGCUGAGACUCCCUCUGGACUCCAUCUCACUCAGGGUAAAAGUCCACAUCCCUUCCAUGACACUGGCUCUUCACCAUCCACCCUCAUCACCUGUCUGAACUGGUUGACUCUCACUCUGCUCCAGCCACACUGGGCCCAGCCUUUGCACUUGUUAUUCUGUGCCUGGAUCAUUUGUCUCUACACAGCCCAGACUUGCUGCCUGACCGCUCUCCUGAUACUGCUAACAUCCCUGACCAUUCUUUCUUUAGCUUUUGUUUGUAUCAGUCAUAUUGCUGCUGACAGGCGUUAAAACUUACCUUAUCAGCUGCCCCUCCCCACUUUCCGGGAGGCCUUGACCUUCUUGGAAACGGGUAUUUGGAUCACCUCAUGCUUUCUCUCCCACACUGAAGAACAGGUGACGCCCCUCAGGUUCACUGUCAGAUGAGCACUUUGAGAGCAUAGAUCCUGAUUUCAGCCUCCUGAGAUGUCGCAUGUCCCCCUCUAUACAGUAAACGUUGCUGAGAGCUCCAACGGUGAACAGUGUGGGACACCACAGAGAAGAAAGGAGAGUUGCUCUGCCUUGAAAGACCUCAGUCUCAAGGUGGAGUCAGUCAGGUGGCACAGCAGUGGGAAGUGACCAGGAUCAAGAGCGUUCAAGUCUGGAUUAGGAAUUUCUAAUCUGGCUCCUAGGAAGACUAUCCAGACCAUAGGGUUAGCAUCAGCUCUCUUCAGAGAGAAGUGUGUAUGUGAUGAUUGGCCGCCAGAGGCUAUGGAGGAACACAGGGCCAUAUCUGUCCCCCCACAUCCCCAUGUUUUCCUGUACCCACCCCACCGUACCUCACCCCAUGUAUGUAAAGUUGUAGCAGAAUUAGUCAGUGGGACAGAGUGUCAGGUUAGCUGUGUUAGCAUUUUGUUUCAUUUUACAUUUGUCUGCAUGCGCGUUUUGCCGUGUUCGUGCCUUGUGCCCUCAGAAAUCAGAAGAGGGCAUGGGAUCCCCUGGAACUGGAGUUAGGGAUAGUUGCAAACUACCGUGUGGGUGCUGGGAACUGAACCCAGGUCCUAUGGAAGAGCAGCCAGUGCUCUUAACCACUGAGCCAUCUCUCCAGCCCCAGCUGUGUAUUUCUAAAGGUGCCCCUGAUGGGUCUUACAAUGACUACACUUAAAAAACAGUCCCUAUUGUCUGCUGUUUCUACUCAAGAUAAGGCAUCCCCCUUGAGUAAUGGGUAGGCCACCGAUUUGAUAAAGACAAGAACACUGAGCCAGGUGGCCUUAACAGGUCUGACAGCCUCCUCUGUCACUCCUGGUGCCCUGAUUUCUUUUUGUCUUUCUGGUUUUUUCAAGACAGGGUUUCUCUGUGAAGUACUGGCUGUCCUGGAACUCACUCUGUAGACCAGACUGGCCUCGAACUCAGAAAUCCACCUGCCUCUGCCUCCCAAGUGCUGGGUUUAAAGGCGUGCACCGCCACUGCCCGGCUCCCUGAUUUCUUUAUAGAGGUCCAACAAACAUCUGUCCCACCUAUUUCAGCUGUGCCAGGUAUGCACAUGGCAUGGUGGAUCUUGUAACUUAGCUGACACUACCCUGGAGCAGAGACCUGAGUCCUCCUCAGGCCACUCCCCUGGGCCUUGUCAAUAUUCCAGAAUCAUGAAAUAAACAAUUGUGAUUCAUGA
This is a messenger RNA of Grammomys surdaster, 4954 nucleotides long. RefSeq names its product dual specificity tyrosine phosphorylation regulated kinase 1B (gene Dyrk1b). The record is from RefSeq and is a predicted model, not a curated record. Gene Ontology annotation, cellular component: nucleus. The transcript is spliced from 12 exons. Gene Ontology annotation, molecular function: protein serine/threonine/tyrosine kinase activity; protein serine/threonine kinase activity; ATP binding. Gene Ontology annotation, biological process: peptidyl-threonine phosphorylation; positive regulation of DNA-templated transcription; peptidyl-serine phosphorylation. Bases 260 to 2149 code for a protein of 629 amino acids. NCBI's taxonomy places the organism in Eukaryota, Metazoa, Chordata, Mammalia, Rodentia, Muridae.